AUGAAUAGAAAACUGCAUUUAACUUUUCUCGUAAUUAGUGGAAUAGUAGUUGUGUGUGAUUCAAAACAAAGAAAACCUAAUGAGAAUGUUCAGUUUCCACCAUUUGACGAAAAACUGUAUGAGGAAGUGCUAAAUCCAGAAUAUUGUCGAAGACAAACAGAGUAUAUAAGAAGAAAUGAUACACUCUUACUGGCGAAAUUUCUUGACGCUGGCUUACGAAUACCAAAGGGUAUCACAUUGGGCAAUACUAUUGAAUUGGGUAACUAUUACCAGUGCUUAGGAAUUAAGGAAAACGUUACCGAUAUGAAUAUUCAGGGCAAAUAUUGCAUGAUACAAAUGACAUUAAAUCAAGAUCAGCUAACCCAAUUUUUAUCGACAUCACAAUUGCCAGAAAGAGACCAAAGCUUACGUUUAUCAGAAACUAUUCUAAAUUAUUUGAAAAAACAGAAGGACAUGAACGUUUUCCAAAAUUCCAUUUUCGGGCGCAAUAUCAAUUCUCAAAGAAUGGGGUCAGACAGUCAAAUAUCUAACACGAAAUACUCAUUAGCUGUAUGCAUACCAGCAGCAUGCACUACACAAGAGGGCAUUAAUGCUCUUUUAUUCAAUAUCAGUGCUAUUGGCUUGGAGUACACCGAAAACUUUUGUCGUCUUCCCAACGAUAAACUGUGGGCACCUGUUGAUUACGUCGCCAUCGCAAUUUUCUCUAUAAUUGGAAUUUUAACUUUUCUAAGUACAUCUUACGAUAUAUAUUAUACAUGGAUUCUCAAAAGCGAUAAGCGAAACAAGAAUUCCCUAUACUUCUGUUGCUCUGUGUAUUCUAACACGCAACGUCUACUGACAUUUACUUCUGGACCUGACUCCUUAGAAUGUAUUGACGGUAUCAGGGCGUUGGCAAUGGUAUGGGUCAUUCUGGGUCAUACCUUUUACUCAUUACCAAAUAAUUUAAACCCUGUUGAUGCUUUACUAUGGUCAAUUUCACCUAAUGCCAUUUGGGUGACGUCAGCUCCUAUGACCGUCGAUACAUUUUUUUUGCUGAGUGGAUUGUUGCUAGUCUAUUCUACUGCAGGAAAAUUAACAGGGGAAAAACUCAUAAAGAAUAUACAUUUAUUCUAUCUCAAUCGCCUUUUGCGAAUGUUCCCCGUGCUAGCUGCAAUGGUACUUUUUGAAGCUUCGUUAUAUAAUCGUGUUUCUGACGGUCCCUUAUGGGAAGGCGCGGCUUCAUAUGUAGUAAGAUGCAGGGAGUACUGGUGGUCGACUCUUCUACAUAUUCAGAAUUUUGUCAACCCACAGGACCUCUGUCUUGGCGUAUCGUGGUAUCUAUCUUUAGAUGUUCAGUUGCAUAUUCUGUCACCCAUAGUACUUUUUUGGGUGCUUAGUACCAGAAAAUAUCAUUCAUGGGUAGCCCUGACGUUUGCAAUGUUGAGUGUGCUUACAGCUUCUACCAUAUACAUUUUCUACAUGAACAUGCCGUCUGGAAUAAUUUCACCUAAUCGAACUGAGGAAAUGACAGAUUUUUUUCUGAAGUACUAUAUUAAUAUAUUGACGCGUGCGUCACCUUUUUGCGUCGGUAUGAUUAUUGGCUAUAUUUUACACUCUUGGAGAGGAAAGAAACCAAAAAUCUCUACGGUUUUACUAUUGCUAGUUUGGUGUGCGACUUUCCUACUAUUAGGGGCAAUAAUAUACUGCACGAAUAUAAGUAUGCAGUUUGAUUGGGACAAUCAGCUUGCUGACAAUAUUUUCAAUUCUUAUUUGAGACCUUUAUGGGCUUUGGCCUUGGCCUGGAUUAUUUUUGCUUGUGUAAAAGGAUUUGGAGGUCCCAUUAACUGGUUUCUGUCACUACAAGUGUGGAAGCUACCGGCACGACUGUCAUACGCCAUGUAUAUUAUUCAUUAUUCCGUCAUGGUUGCCUAUUACUACUCUGCAGUUACACCGAUUUAUUUUACCUUAUCUGCUUUAAUGUUUAACUUCUUUGCUUUCUUCUUCCUUACAUUUUUACUGGCUUUUGCUGUCACAGUAGUCAUUGAUGCACCAUUCUCAAUACUUAUCAAGAUGCUUCUAAGUAAAGGAACUAAAAAGAGUGCAAAUAUUCCGGAUAAAAAAAAGAGCAUAGAAAAUGGCAUAGCUCCUGCAGAGGUUAAAGUAAGCUCUAUAAAUCCAGCUUUUAUUUCCGACGAAGAUAAAUCAACUUCUGUAUUAAGAUAA
Parnassius mnemosyne (clouded apollo) is the source of this 2202-nucleotide messenger RNA. The record is from the annotation of a GenBank genome assembly. Lineage: Eukaryota; Metazoa; Arthropoda; Insecta; Lepidoptera; Papilionidae.